Molecule: messenger RNA, 2884 nt
Organism: Pseudoliparis swirei
Lineage: Eukaryota; Metazoa; Chordata; Actinopteri; Perciformes; Liparidae
Exons: 7
Coding region: 198-2630 (810 amino acids)
Source: RefSeq, a predicted model, not a curated record
GCGGUUUUAGCUUCUCUUCCGUACUCGAAGCUAAUGUUUAACACCUAACGGUCGCCCUCACCUCUUCCCUGAAGCUUGCGAAAGUUGUCUGUAUGUAACGUUACGCCUAGUGGAGGCCAGAGGUACUGCACACGGUCCCAGUUUCCAGUUGGGGGCGAAAUGCAUUUCAUUAAAUAAGAGUGCAAACUGGCUGAAGGAUGAAUCCAGUCGACUGGGACGACGGUCCGACGCGAUCCUUCCCGAGAAACCAGAAUCCAGAUCGGCAGAACGUUGUCGAGGAUGCUUGGAGCACCGAUGUGGGGCGGACCGCUUUCUGCGAUGCUGCGGGACGCGCUGUCGACGCAGCUCAAAGCGGCGCGGGAGUGGAGUGGAAGGAACUCGGUUGUCCCUCGGGUAACCUCCCCAUGAACGACUCGGGAGUCGAGGAACCGGAUGGGGAACCGCUUGAGAUGGACGAGGAGGAUCCAGAGCUGGCGAGAAAGCGAAAAGAGCUCCGAGCGAUAGAGGAGAGAAUACUAUUUAAGAAAGCUGCCAUCGCCUUGAAAUCGGUUGAACCGUUGAUGAUGAAGAGCUGUAAUAAUUCUACGACGAGCUUUGCUCUUCAAAACAGGGUGAAUUUAAUUUUGCAGCAAAAACAUCCCGGCAGAUUUUUGUCCACGGUUCGUCCACCCAAAGAGAGAAUGAACUCUGUGCGGGACGACCAUCCCCUGAAGCUCAGGGUGAAGGCCGUCAUGCGGCGGAGGUGUGGUGAUCCCAUCGUGUUGCCAGAAAGCAGAACGGUUGCCGAGCUCACGCCAGACAACGGCGUCAACAAGGGCUUCCAGCGCUUCCUCAGCAUCCUCAACAAAGGAGUGGACAUGGACUUCCUCAGCCGCAUCGUCAACGACGACGGCGCGGACCUCCCCGCGGGCGAGGCGCGUCGGGAGGGAUCCGACACGAGUCGAUCCCAGUCUCCCUCUGCGUCGCGGACGAAAAGGAAGAAGAAGAAGGAGGAAGAAGAGGAAGAAGGACACAAAUCCCAGGGGGACGAGCAGCGCGCACAGCUGCAGAACAUCCUCAAAGCCCUGGGCAUGAGCCUGGAGGCGGAGGAGAUGAGCCGCUUAGCCGACCGCACUCGAGAGCGGCUGUACGGGAAGAAGCAGGGCGGCGCCCGGCCGGAGCCGGAGGGUCGGCAGCACCUGAAGUCCUCUUCCUCCUCCUCCUCUUCCUCCUCCUCUAGAAGCCGCAGCCCGAGCCACUCGAGAGGUGGACCGGCGUGCCACGGCGGUACCGAGGAGCCGGCGUACGCACAACCCCCCGACGUCAUCGCCACCUACGGACAUCCGUACCCGCCGCACUACGCCUACCCCCCGCCGCCGCUGGCCCCGCCCCCUCAGUACUUCCACAGCGCCGCCUACAACGCCGCUGCACCUUCCUACUGGCCGCCUCCUCAGGCCGCCGCUCCUCCUCCUCCUCCUCCUCCUCCCUUCUUUUAUACCGGCGGGCUUCCGUAUUCACAAACCUCCUACCAGCACGGGUUUGAGUAUCCGAAUCUGUUUCAGAGCGGAGGCCAGAAGAGACUCGUCACCCAGCCUCGCGUUCGCUGCCUGCAGGUCGUCAGCACGAAGCAGGAGGAGCAGGCGAAUGGCGAGGAGCAGGCGAGCGGCGCUGGCGAGGAGCAGGCGAGCGGCGCUGGCGAGGAGCCGGCGAACGGCGCCGGCGAGGAGCCGGCGAGCGGCGCCUGGUUCUCGCCGGCGAACGGCGGCGGUGAGAAGCAGGCGAGCGGCACCUGGUUCUCGCCGGCGAAGCGUGUGAAAAACCGCAAGUGGCAGUCAGAGGCUCGCUAUAACAGGUGUCGUAAUCGUUGGAUACAAUUAAGUGAGAGACGAAAGAUAUUGAAAGCGAGGCGGACGGCCUAUUUGGCGGGGUACGGCCUCGAUGGAGACGGCCUCGAUGGCGGCGGCCUCGAUGGCGGCGGCCUCGAUGGCGGCGGCCUCGAUGGAGACGGCCUCGAUGGAGACGGCCUCGAUGGAGGCGGCCUCGAUGGAGACGGCCUCGAUGGAGGCGGCCUCGAUGGAGACGGCCUCGAUGGCGGCGGCCUCGAUGGAGACGGCCUCGAUGGCGGCGGCCUCGAUGGCGGCGGCCUCGAUGGAGACGGCCUCGAUGGCGGCGGCCUCGAUGGAGACGGCCUCGAUGGAGACGGCCUCGAUGGCGGCGGCCUCGAUGGCGGCGGCCUCGAUGGAGGCGGCCUCGAUGGAGACGACCCCAAAGCGGAAAAGCGGCCGCCGAUGGAGGAGGAGAUCAAAGCGAACUGGAGGGAAACGCUUGAAGCAGUUAACCAGAAGGUCGACCAGGAGGUCGUCCAGGAGGUCGUCCAGGAGGUCGUCCAGAAGGUCGUCCAGGAGGUCGUCCAGGAAGUCGUCCAGGAGGUCGUCCAGAAGGUCGUCCAGGAGGUCGACCAGGAGGUCGUCCAGGAGGUCGUCCAGAAGGUCGUCCAGGAGGUCGACCAGAAGGUCGUCCAGGAGGUCGUCCAGGAAGUCGUCCAGGAGGUCGUCCAGAAGGUCGUCCAGGAGGUCGACCAGAAGGUCGUCCAGGAGGUCGUCCAGAAGGUCGUCCAGCCGGCCAGCUCCCUUCCCUCGGCCACCGGCUGAAUCGUGGAUCGUGUAGCUGAUGGUUCCGGACCGUUUCGUCAUUUUUCCAGAUUUGAACCGAAUAAUCCUCGAACGUCAACAAGUUGACGACUUCUUCCUCAAAAUGAAGCGUUUGUGCCAGUAGCUGCUGAUUUGGGUUGAGAGCGGUUUUGUUUUUGUGAAUAUUACAACUUUGUAACUUUUAUAAAACACACACUGUUUUUUCUUCUUCGUGCUGUAUACAUUUGAUUAAAAAAAAGGUAUGUUUUGCAGAA